Molecule: messenger RNA, 2009 nt
Organism: Alosa alosa (allis shad)
Lineage: Eukaryota; Metazoa; Chordata; Actinopteri; Clupeiformes; Clupeidae
Gene: stard3nl
Product: STARD3 N-terminal like
Exons: 9
Coding region: 206-883 (225 amino acids)
Source: RefSeq, a predicted model, not a curated record
CUCAUAGCUGUCUAGUUCUCACAGUUCUCUGCCGUCCAGAGAAUACAACGGGAGCUACUGUGUCGGCCUGUUCUGUUCGCAGCUUCAAAUUCAGCAGUGUAUGAGAAGAAGAGGUGUGACAAAUGAUGGCACCCCAGUGCUGGCCUCUGCUAAACUGAUCGUGAGUACCGGGUUCGGUUAAGUGUUGGAUUGGGCGUGGUCAGUCAUGGAUAGCCAGUGCAGCAGCAGUGUGGAUUCUCGAGUCACCCCCAGGGUCCUGAGCUCCAUCAACUCGACCCACAUGGAGUCUUACGAGCUGGGAGAGAAGAAAUGCAUCUCUGAUGUGAGGAGGACCUUCUGCCUCUUCGUGACCUUUGACCUGCUCUUCGUCACACUGCUGUGGAUUAUAGAGCUGAAUGUGAAUGGGGGUAUCCGAAACCAACUGGAUAAGGAAGUGUUGCACUACGACUACCAUGCAUCCUUCUUUGACAUAUUUGUCCUUGCUGUGUUCCGCUUUGCGUCCCUGAUCAUGGCGUAUGCUGUGUGUAAGCUGCGCCACUGGUGGGCAAUAGCGAUCACGACAGCCAUCACCAGUUUUUUCCUGAUUGUGAAAGUCAUUUUAUCAAAGCUCCUUUCCCAGGGUGCCUUUGGCUACCUGCUGCCCAUUGUCUCGUUCGUGCUGGCCUGGAUAGAGACCUGGCUGCUGGACUUCAAGGUGCUGCCACAAGAGACUGACGAUGAGAACAGGUAUCUGUCUGCGCUGGACGCUGCAGAGAGGGCUCCACUCAUGCAUCCAGGCCCCAUGUCUGAUGGACAGUUCUACUCGCCGCCGGAGUCUCUAGCAGAUUCUGAUGAUGAGUUGCUGGAUGAGGAUAAACACGACCCUGAAAAGCCCAUUAUCUAACAGGAACUCACCGCUGCAUGGCAUAAACACAUGCUGUGGACAGCAUACUGGUGUCUGCUGACCCUGAAGCUGAGCAAACUCUCAUACUUUCCACUGUUCCCACCAACGCUGUCUGACUGGGAGGAUGGGGGGGGGGAAACCAGCCACGGGCCCACCACCAUUUUUUUUAUCAAUCCCUGGUCCACUCGUCUCAUUCCACAGAACAAACGUGUGAAGUGCUUUAUGACUGAGACCUUUUGGCUAAAAAGGGCUAUCAGAUAGUAUUCAGAUAAUUUUCUAAAAAGUUUUUUUUUUGUGCUGUACACACACAGCCUGGAGAUUGGUGGCCGUCGCGGUUUGGGAGUGAAGGAUUCUGGGUCGGCUCUGUGCCUGUAAUAUAUGCUCUGCUUGCUCUGCCCUGUACCCACAUGCACACUCACGGCUCCUAAUCUUUACUGCAGAAAGACUCAAAUCAGCUGCAGCACUCCCCUGAUUAUGUGUCAAAAUCUGACUGAGACAUCGUAUCUUGAUGGGCCUCAGGAAGAGGUGCUAUUAGUAUGCACAGUCAUGUACAAUAUAGCACCCUGUCACAUGUAUUUUUUGUAUUUGAUUGUCGCAUGGCAGGCAGAUGAGGCAGCCCCCUGGAAAAGGUGCUCUCGUGUCAUCUAUGUUUUAUGAACGCAUUCACGUACUAGUGAAGGACUUUACAAGUAGUCGCACUGAAGUUUGUUCACAAUGAAGAUAUAAGGGGCUCAAAUAACUGGGCACCAAUCAAUAUGCUCUUAACAUAUGAUGUGAUGUAUUUUUACGCAUGAACAUGUGAUCUGUGAUUGGUUUGUUUUUUUAUGUUGCUGCUUGAUAUAUGAAUGUUUUGUUAAAAAACAAAAAACAAACAACAACUCUGCUCUUGCUGAGAUGAUGACACCACACAAAGAAGAGCUGUGGCAGGCUUCACCGGGCCUGGAUCUAUAGAACUGCAGCAGUAACCAUGUACCUGCUAAUAAGGAUGCACGCACUGUGUGCAGGUUGGGGAUCUCUUGUUGCUGUUUGGGGUGGGGGACAACCACUUGUGACAUCACCACCUUCGAAAAUGAAAUGUAUGUUGUCUUUUUAUUUGCCAUAAUAAAUAUAUAGUUGAUUAUUUUAA